This is a messenger RNA of Strongylus vulgaris, 557 nucleotides long. NCBI's taxonomy places the organism in Eukaryota, Metazoa, Nematoda, Chromadorea, Rhabditida, Strongylidae. The record is from the annotation of a GenBank genome assembly.
AUGGAUAUAAUGCCAUCAGCAAACAAGACCAAAAUCAGCGCUGACACCUUGAAAGAUGUAUAUAUUGGAAAAAUGGUCAAGGUAUCUGGUGAAGACGAUCGCUGGUCACUAUUCUCAUUACAUAAUGACUUCGGACGAUGUAUCGAAUUGAAAUUUGUCGACAAAAUGAGGCGUCAAUUCGAGUUUUCCGUCGAUUCAUUUCAAAUCACCUUGGAUCCGCUAUUGGACGAUUUUAACGCCCCGAAUGCUAAAGUCUACAUCGAGAGCAUGUUCGGCGAUGUACAUCAGGCAAUGUCUCAUCUGCAUGAACGACUAAUCGACACUCGCCGACCAGAAGAGAUUCGAGGUGGAGGACUACUUAAAUAUUGUCACCUACUUACGAGGGGCUACAAAGCAGCUCGACCGGCGAAAUGCAGGCAGCUUGAGAGGUAUAUGUGCUCUCGUUUCUUCAUCGAUUUCCCUGAUGUGGUUAGCCAAGAGCAAAAGCUACGCAACUAUUUGGACAACCACUUCGGAUGGAACAAUGACCAGGUUAGUUGUUUUCCCACUUCUUGAUU